Messenger RNA from Gloeophyllum trabeum ATCC 11539, 1247 nucleotides. RefSeq lists its product as uncharacterized. The transcript has 15 exons. The record is from RefSeq and is a predicted model, not a curated record. The coding region runs from base 36 to 1247 and encodes 403 amino acids. Lineage: Eukaryota; Fungi; Basidiomycota; Agaricomycetes; Gloeophyllales; Gloeophyllaceae.
UUAUCCUCGACGUCUCCGGCCGAUGUUGUGAAUUCAUGCCCGCCGUACCAGACGUCUUGCAGAUCGCAGAAAUCGCAGUGAGAUCCCUGACAUUAGGUCGCUACAAUGUCACAUGUGAGUAUGCCCUCCAUUUAUACGAAUGGUUGCUAACCCUCGACGAGGAAAUCACCCUGAUUCACCGGGCCCGCUGGAAUGCGAUAAAAGUCGCCUACUUAUUCAGUCGAUAUUACCCGCUCCUAUUCUUCCCGGUGCAUAUGUGGGCUUGGCUGGGUGACCAUAGUCUCCAUACGUGCCACAGUAUAGUCCGCCUGUUGUACUGCAUGGUUAUCCCAUUUCCCAUGUCUGCGCAAGCGGUAAUAUUGUUCCGAACGUACGCGUUCACGGGCCGGCAAAAAGUCAUACUGGGUAUCCUGUGCCUCGCUUUUGCGGUCCUGUUUGCUGUCGAAGUGUGGAUUUUCGGCGCCAGUUUCUCACUGGCCGAGGAACUCUUCGUCCUUUACGGAAGGACAGCUUGCUUUGGCAACGACAAGUUUGCGCAAUCGCAGGCCUUUGUCUAUCAACGUGCUUACCAUACUGCGUCCCUUUUUCUUGCUGCAUUUGGACUCGACUGCCUGUGUAUUGGCCUGGUCAUAUGGUACUGCUUCUCUGAGCCGAGCAUUCGAUGCCGGCUGGCGACCACUUUCGUUGAACAAGGGAUCGGCGCAUUCGUCGUGAUGUCUGUGCUGAAUCUGCUGUCCGCUGCGUUAUACUUCUCCCCCUUACGACAGUAUGAUGGCAUGAGCUUACCUUACACUAUGAUACUCCCCAACAUAAUUAAUUACGUUGACGAACAACUGUCCGUGCUACGACAAUUACUACAAAACAGUAGGGAGAUUUGCGAAGACAGCAAAGAUGUCAUGAAUAAGCGCGAUCAGGCUACGAACGCCCGGGAGGAGGAGAAAGAUCGUCGCUCUGGGGACAUUCGUUCCAAAGUUGCCCAGAUGCGCGAUCACCAAGACGAGGAUCUCAGAAACAUCAUAACCAGAGGCGAAGGUCGCCCUGCCAUUAUAAGAUGUUCUGCGAAACCUGAUCCAAGUCCCCCGCUAGAUAAAUCCCCGCAAAUGGAGUUCUUGACGCAGCAGCUGCACACCGCUCACGAGGAGCGCAUGGAGAUGCUGAGGACGUUUGUGGCAGAUACUCUUGCGAUCAACAGACGAAAUCAAGAAGAACUUCGAGCAGCCAUCGAGGAAAACAACCGCAGGAGAUAA